AUGACCGAGUCCACACCGGGGAGAAGCCAUAUUCCUGUGCAGAGUGCGAGGUGUGUUUUUCCCGUAAAUCGUAUCUCAACGCUCAUGAGAGAGUUCACACGGGAGUGA
This is a messenger RNA of Staurois parvus, 108 nucleotides long. The record is from the annotation of a GenBank genome assembly. NCBI's taxonomy places the organism in Eukaryota, Metazoa, Chordata, Amphibia, Anura, Ranidae.